AUUAUCUCGUAGGUGCCACAGACGACGACUUGGUACUCUACCCUGACAUUCCCGUGGGUGACAUAUAAAGUCGCUUGUAGGCUUUUCCUUAUCUCAGUCGACGAACGCCAACGUCCGCGAUCUAUUUAUUCGCUGGACAUCUUAAGGCAUGCGUUGUUUCGAAUCGGUCCGAAGGAAAAGUGUAUCGUGACGGGGGCCGGAGAAUCGAAUUGGCGAACUCUGUUCACCAAUUGUAGUAUUGUUUAGUAUCACGUUCAAAGUAGUGAUAAACAAUGCGGAUUCUCCCCGUGUUGAUUAUUGCAGUGCUCCUUGUCAUUUGUUUCGUCGAUUCCAGUCUUAUACCGGCUAAAGGCUUGACGACAAGUCUUCGGGAAGUAUGGGACGACGACCACUUCGCGAUUGCCUUAUCGAACGUAAAAUCGAAGAAAAAAGAGUCGGAAGCAAUGGUUGAAACGCUUCUGGCAGUUAAGUAUGGCGCAUUCCGGAAGAAAACGAUGCUAAUGGUUGACAGGCGGACUAAACGAGUGAUUCUCGAGAGCAUCAACGAAAGUGGCCAUCGAACCGCGCAUCACAUCCACGCGAACAAUUUGAACGAGAACGCGCCGUCUAAGAACGUAAUCGUUUCGGUGCAUCAGAAUCAACCAGAUGCGCGGAUAGACGUUUACAUCGAUUGCAUCUAUCAGGGCGCGAUACCGUUCAAGAAACGUUUAAGGGAACUGGUGAAUGACGUGGAUGAUGAGCCAAUAGAGGCGUUCAGGGAGAGAAGGAGCCAGGCAAAAGUGUAUCGAUCAUCUGCCGUCGAAGACGCUUUCAAGGAUGAAAACUGUCCUGACCAUUUAGCCGACACAAGCGUGCCCGCGGAUUACUCGAAGCACGAGGAGUCCAUUUGGUACUCCAACACCGGUGAUUUUGAUCGAUCGGACGACGUCGAGCAAUUCGCGAAAUCGGACCACGGCCAUUCAUCAACUCGACUGGGUCAAUCGAACCGACAUGCGAAACGCACGUCCACAGGCAACCACGGCAAAUACACAUCGUUAGGUGACUUCGAAUUUGAUCAGAAUUGGGAUCGACUCGACGAGGAUGCGGAGGAAACGGAUGCUUAUGGUCGGGCAGCGUCGAAUUAUAAGAGAACACCUAGGAGAGGGGACAUAUCGAUUCAAAGCUUGGACGAGAAAACCUGCGUGACCGACAUUCAACUAGUAAAAACCCUGAACGAACUGAUCGAAGCCACUAAAAAGAUUUGGAGGGAAAUCGAAUUGAACAGAGUGGAAACGCAACAUCUACGACACUUGAUCGAAAAUUGCGCAGGCUGUCGGGAGCGUCCCGUUACGACCACGACGCCUGCACCUUCCACUUGCGAUUACAAGUCGCCCUGCUUCCCGGGGGCCGACUGUCGCGACACACCACAAGGCCCAAGGUGCGGCCCGUGCCCGCCCGGGUACACCGGCGACGGAUACCGGUGCGCAAAGAUGGCCAAUCCUUGCGCAAGCAAUCCGUGCUACCCCGGGGUCCGUUGUUACGACCGCGUGGGCGGUUACAGUUGCGGAAAGUGUCCUGUCGGCUACCUCGGCGACGGAAUGCGUUGCGAACGACGUAGGAACGGUUGCGAAAGCCGUCCUUGUUACCCGGAAGUGGAGUGCGAGUUGAUCAUUCAUCCCCCGUAUUACAGAUGCGGCUCUUGUCCGAACGGAUUCGUCGGGAACGGCACAUCGUGCGUUGUGAUGAACGAGUGUGAACUGGCGCAACCUUGCCACCCCGGAGUGCGAUGCGUUAAUCUGCGCCUCGGAUACAGAUGCGACUCAUGCCCGCGUGGUUACACGGGAUCUAUCGUGGAAGGAGUCGGUCUAGAUUUCGCUAGGACCCACAAACAGGUCUGCCAGGAUAUCAAUGAAUGCGUUGUCAACAACGGUGGCUGCGAUCCGUACAUGGAGUGUAUUAACACGGAGGGCUCAUUCAGAUGCGGUCCUUGUAAGCCGGGGUACGAGGGAAACCAAACGAUAGGGUGCCACCGCAGAGGCAACCUUUGCGCUGAUUCGAAAACAAUCUGCGAUGAAAACGCCGAAUGCAUGUGCAUCGACACCGACCGGUAUACUUGCAGGUGUCACGUCGGAUGGGCAGGAAAUGGACUCGUCUGCGGUUUAGACAGGGACAGCGACGGUGUACCGGACGGGAAUCUCCGGUGCUACGAUCGACAAUGUCGCGCUGAUAAUUGUCCUCUAGUACCGAAUAGUGGCCAGGAAGACGCGGAUGGAGAUGGAAUGGGCGACGCCUGCGAUCUAGACGCCGACAACGACGGUGUGCUAAAUCCAUCGGACAAUUGUCCAUUGCUUUCGAAUCCAGGACAGGAAGACACAGAUCGCGACGGGCCGGAUUCUGUUGGAGAUGUCUGUGACAAUUGUCCAUAUGUCAGGAACCCGAAGCAGGAAGACACAGACAACGACGGAAUCGGCGACGCUUGUGACCCUGACAUCGACAAUGACGGUAUUCCGAACAACCACGAUAACUGCCCGAGAAAGAAAAACCAAGAUCAAAUUGAUUCCGAUAAAGAUAGAAUCGGCGACGCCUGUGACAAUUGUCCUUUCGAUUCUAAUACGGAUCAAUUGGAUCAAGAUGGCGAUGGAGUGGGCGACGUUUGUGAUAACGAUAACGAUAGGGAUAGAGACGGCGUUCAAGAUGAUAGAGACAAUUGUCCCGAUAUAGCGAAUUCAGGACAGAAUGACGAUGACCGCGACGGCAUAGGAAACGAGUGUGACGAUGAUAUGGAUAACGAUGGAGUGCCAAACCAUCAGGACAAUUGUCCCUACGUGUACAAUCCGGAUCAACGUCACAGUCGUCACGAAUAUAUUGGCGACGCCUGUUGGAACGACUAUGACAACGACACCAUAGUCAAUCUCCAAGACAAUUGUCCGAACAACAGUUUGAUUUGGACAACGGAUUUCCGGAAGUAUGUGACGAUCGCUCUGGAUCCUUUUGGGACGGCUCAAGACGAUCCAGUGUGGAAGAUAAAUCAUGGCGGUGCAGAGAUUCAGCAACUGGUCAAUAGCGACCCUGGAAUUGCUAUCGGCCCAGACGUGUUCAGCGGCGUAGACUUCGAGGGCACGUUCUUCGUGGACGACGACGCGGACGACGACUCCGUCGGGUUCGUGUUCUCUUACCAGGACAACCGUCGGUUCUAUAUCGUGGCUUGGAAGAAGGGCCAGCAGCCUUACUGGAUGCCGAAUCCGUUCCGAGCAGUCGGCGAGCCUGGAAUCAUGUUGAAGCUAGUUGACUCGGCAACCGGACCCGGAGAGCUUCUUAGAAACAGCCUGUGGCACAACGAAGGCACCCCGAACCAAGUGAAGAUACUAUGGCGCGAUCCGAAGAAGAUCGGCUGGAAAGAGAGGACCCCGUACAGGUGGCAGUUAUUGCACAGACCGAGGAUUGGUUUGAUCAGGUUCAGGUUGUACCAAGGCAAACAGCUAAUGGCCGAUUCCGGGAACGUAUACGACUCGACCCUGAAAGGCGGCCGGCUAGGCGUUUACUGCUUCUCCCAGGAGAGGAUCACCUGGUCCAACCUCCUAUACACUUGCAAAGAAACCGUACCGCGAUCAGUAUGGAACGAGUUGCCUGCCGAUUUGAAGAACGAGGUGGCCGUAGAACCGAGCGACGACAAACAUCAACAAUCCAUGCGUCGCGUCGAUUACGACUUCUUUUGAAUUUCCAUUUUAAUCCAGAUUAUGGACAUUUAACAAUUUAUCGUAAGGAAACGAUUAAACCUACAAGACAGCGAAAUUAAAAUACCUCAUUGUUCUGCUAAAUCGGAAGCGGGACCGUUCAACGUGUCUUAAAAGUACAGUUUUCCGUUCAAGAACGUGGAACAACGUUUACACGCGAUUCUUCUAAAACACCGGUAUCCUAAUAUCGUGAAACAGGCGACUUGUCUUUGCGUUUAAACAAAACAAGAAUUCUGAGCGCAUCGCGAAAACAUUUGCAUUACAAAAACGUACAGUGCCAACCAAAAGUUUUGUGGGAAAAAUUUCUGUUUUAUUUUCGAAUUGCCUUUGCAGCCUACAUUUCUAAAUAAUAUUCAAAUAUAAAAAUUUACAAACUUAAAGAUAGUUGUAAUUUUGUUGUUCACUUAAAAAAAACUUGUAUUCCGUUGGUUUAAUGCAGAAUGCAUAUCACAAUGUUUUUAAUUCUUUUCAUUUUCAUUUUUAUUAUCUUCUGUUUAUAUUUCUGAGCGACCAACUUAAUAUGUAAAUUACAGUGUAUCGAAGAACACAUCGUAAAUUCAACGAACGCGGAUAUAAAUAAGUACAUCGAUAAGAUAAGAGUUAAAGAUGUGUUUACGAUUUAGGUUAUAUUUGUCGUGUGAUGUAACUUUAAUGAAUGUAUAAAUAGUUAUUUUGAACUUUUGGUUGGCAGUAUACGUUGUCGUGGUGCAAAAAAUGAAGAAAUGCAACAGAAGUGAUAAAAUUCUAACUAAUUAAUGAAUACGACAUACACAUAUACUACGAAUUAAAGAGACUCACGAACAAAUAUUUAAACGACCGCGAUAAUAGUCGAUGAUAACUAGACUGCUGACGUUUCUACAAAUAUGGGUUUCUUUAGACUAAUUCACUGAGAACUGUAAUUAAAGAGACAUUUUCUACUCUGCGAAAUAUUAAGUACAGUGUUUAAAACAGUUUUAUUUCGUUUGUAAUUUUAUAAAUCCAUUGACAGAGGAAAUAAAAUUCAUUUUACGUGAAUUUUGUAAAAAUGUAAUUUUUCCUUAUAUUUGUGCAUAUAAGAUAGAAAUUUAUAAGACAAGUGUUUCAAAUUUCGAGAAAUUACGAAUAAAAAUUUGAAACAUCGAUAUCUGACUGUAAACUUCGGUAUACAUUAUAUUCAUAUUCUCGAAA
This is a messenger RNA of Nomia melanderi (Alkali bee), 4880 nucleotides long. It is a transcript of the gene Tsp, whose product is annotated as Thrombospondin. Gene Ontology annotation, cellular component: extracellular region. The record is from RefSeq and is a predicted model, not a curated record. Gene Ontology annotation, molecular function: calcium ion binding. Gene Ontology annotation, biological process: cell adhesion. NCBI's taxonomy places the organism in Eukaryota, Metazoa, Arthropoda, Insecta, Hymenoptera, Halictidae.